Molecule: messenger RNA, 1487 nt
Organism: Pezoporus flaviventris
Lineage: Eukaryota; Metazoa; Chordata; Aves; Psittaciformes; Psittacidae
Gene: HSDL2
Product: hydroxysteroid dehydrogenase like 2
Exons: 11
Coding region: 16-1299 (427 amino acids)
Cellular component (GO): mitochondrion
Source: RefSeq, a predicted model, not a curated record
CCGUUCUCCGCCGACAUGCUGCCCAAUACGGGGAAACUAGCAGGAUGCACGCUCUUCAUCACAGGCGCAAGCCGGGGCAUUGGCAAAGCCAUUGCUUUGAAAGCUGCCAAGGAUGGUGCAAACAUUGUGAUAGCAGCCAAGACAGCUGAGCCCCAUCCGACUCUUUCAGGGACUAUCUACACUGCUGCAGCAGAGAUUGAAGCGGCUGGAGGAAAGGCUUUGCCAUGCGUCGUUAACGUGAGGGAGGAACAGCAGAUUAUUAAUGCUGUGGAGAAAGCUGUGAAGACUUUUGGAGGGAUUGAUAUUUUGGUGAACAAUGCAAGCGCCAUCUCUUUGACUGGCACUUUGGAAACAGAAACGAAGAAGGUCAAUCUUAUGAUGGAUGUCAAUGUACGAGGAACCUACCUUACGUCUAAAACAUGCCUUCCCCACUUGAGAAAGAGUAAGAACCCGCACAUCCUGAACCUCAGCCCACCUAUGAAUCUGAAUCCCAUGUGGUUCAAAAAUCAUUGUGCUUAUACCAUUUCAAAAUAUGGGAUGUCCAUGUGUGUCUUGGGAAUGGCAGAAGAAUUUAGAGGAGAAGUUGCUGUCAAUGCUUUAUGGCCUAAAACAGCCAUACAUACAGCUGCUAUGGAUAUGCUAGGAGGAUCUGGAAUAGAAAAACAGUGCAGAAAAACAGACAUCAUUGCAGAUGCUGCAUAUUGCAUUUUAACGAAACCGAAAAGUUUCACUGGAAACUUCAUUAUUGAUGAAGCUCUGCUGAGAGAAGAAGGAGUUAAGGAUUUUGAUGUCUAUGCAAUUGCACCAGGUCACCCCCUGAUGCCUGACUUCUUCUUGGAUCUUGAAACUGACAUGAUAGGCAGGAAACAAGAAGGAUAUGGUGGUUCCCAAGCAUUCAAGGAGGAAAAGAAAUUAAGUGGAUCCCAUCAAGAAGGAUCAGAAUCUACUGCAGCCAAGCUAUUGAGUCCUGUUGCAGAAACAUUCAGAGUUAUUCAGGGAGCAGUAACUGAAGAGGAUGUGAGAACCACUCAGGGCAUCUUUCAGUUUGAGUUAUCCGGUGAUGAAGGAGGAACCUGGUACAUUGACCUGAAAACCAAGGGAGGGAAUGCUGGUUCUGGGAAGCCUCCUCUGAAGGCUGAUGUGGUUAUGAGUAUGUCCAGUACCGACUUUGUGAAAAUGUUCACAGGUAAACUAAAGCCAACCCUGGCCUUCAUGACAGGAAAAUUAAGGAUUAAAGGUAACAUGGCACUGGCAAUAAAGCUUGAGAAGAUGCUGACGCAGCUUAACUCUAAACUGUGAGUGGAAACUGUUACCAGCAGAAUUGUGGCCUUUCAUAUAUAAGCGCAAUGCUAUUUUAAAAUGGUAGUCCUUGGUUUUCUCUGAUGUAAUAUAAGUAUGGAUAAAAUGUAAGAUUUUUUAGAGAAGAAAUAACCAUUUGAUUUAGACAAGAAGGUGUUUUUCAUUAAACAAAUUCCUUCUCGAGAAUA